AUGCAAGUGCCGGUUCUCGGCUGCACUUUCCUCACGCUGUCAGAUCGUGAGGAAAGUACUGCCGAGAACCGGCAGUUGUCAGAGCGGGGAUCGGCACCGAUCAUCAGGGCCACUGAUGAUCAGUGCCCUGAUGAUCAGUGCCCAGCAGUGCCACCCACAAGUUCCGCCCACCUGUGCCCAGAACUCCGCCCACCUGUGCCCAGCAGUGCACCCACCUGUGCCCAGCAGUGCACCCACCUGUGCCACUCUGCAGUGCCACCUACCUGUGCCCAGAAGUGCCACCUACCUGUGCCCAGCAGUGCCACCCACCUGUGCCCACCCACCUGUGCCCACCAGUGC
This is a messenger RNA of Staurois parvus, 339 nucleotides long. NCBI's taxonomy places the organism in Eukaryota, Metazoa, Chordata, Amphibia, Anura, Ranidae. The record is from the annotation of a GenBank genome assembly.